AUGAACACGGUUCAAAAGUGCUUAGAAAGCAAUACUAUACGCCGAAAAAGCAAUAGAUUAUCUACUUUUGAUAAUUCAAGAAACUUGCCCAAAUGUGAAGUGCCUGACCCAAUGUCUGAGAGUCAGAAAGUUGUGGAACACAGAAGAAUGCAGUUGGAGAAAUGGAAAGAAGAAAAAGAGAGAAGAAAGAAAGAAGCUGCUGCACAGAAGAAGAAACCGUUCAUUGCUGGCAUUGUGCACCUUCCGCUUAAAUAUGUUCCACCACCUCCACCUAGACCAAUGAGAACUAAAAGUCAAUUUACACAACAUUCUAAAGGCUCAAAAUCAAACAAACCUUUACAUUCAUUUGCACCAAGUAAUGCAUCAUUUAAACCUCCGGAGCUUAAAAAUGUAAAAAAACUUCCUACUUUGGCAAGGGUACAAAGUAAGAGAAAAAAGAUUGAUAUAACGUUUGACCCAGUAGAGCCAGAUGUUAGCCAAAAGAAGCCUUCAUUAAAUUUAGAUAAAUCGAAUAGCUCAUCAACAAAAUCAGAAUCAGAGGAAUAUCCUAAAAGUAAAAAUAAAAGUUCAGAGGAGAGACUUAGGUCUCCAAAGGCUUUGAAUACUGAAGAGCAACAAAUUGUAGAAGUUCAAAAAAUAAGUCCUUGUGUCACACUUUCUCCAAGUAAGAAAAUGGAAGGAGGUUUGUUGAACGAUGUUAUUAGUGAUAUGGAGAGAGUGGCUUAUUUUAGAGGACAACUAGACUCCGAAGUGAAGCGCAUUACACAGAUGUGUGAAACUUGGGACAGGAUCUCUCAGCAAGUACUUUUGUCUGAGUCUGCACUGGAGAUGGUGCUGUGCGCUGUGGGGCAGGCGCGGCUGCUGGUGUCGCAGAAGUUGGCGCAGUUCGGGUCGCUGGUAGCGGCCUGCGAGCGCCCCGACCCCACCACUGGACUCGUCACGCCUACCGACCUCGAGGGCUUUUGGGAAAUGAUUUAUAUACAGGUCGAAAAUGUGAUCUUGAACUUCAAGAAACUAGAAGAGCUUCAAGCCCGCAAUUGGAUUGAGGAAACGCCAGUGAUACAAAAGAAAAGAGCCCCUAAAACAGCUAAAAAUAAGAGCAAGCCUGCCGCGACUAGUCGCCUUCGUGAUCUUAUAGCUGCGGCAAGAAAAGCAAAGAAAAAUGAAGAUCCUCCAACAGUACCAAGCGAAGAAGAUCCAACAAACUCAACAACAAAAAUUUUUAAGGGGGGUUUCUUCUGCGUGUGCUCUCCAAUCAGAACUCUUAGUCCUCGCAGUACACCUUCGAACAAAUUCGGUUUGUUAAAGGAUGUGCUAGCUAGUGAGGCUAAAAAAGCUGCUUCAGUUUCUAAGGAUUCUACGUCGUUAGCAAUGCUGCGAGCAUCAAAAAUUGGUAGAAGUUUGAAGAAAGAUGACACAGCAUUAGAGGCAAUAGAUAAAUCUCAAGUGCCACUAAUUCAAAUAAACCUCAUGGCGACACCAGGCAGAAGCAUUCUUAAGUCUAUAAACGUAGCAUCAACUCAGAGGAAGGGCAAAAAAUCCAUAAAAAUAGUACUGUUUAACAAUUCAGAUGGUGAAAACAGUUUUUCACAAAGCCCAGAGGCAAUCGAGAAGGUUGCAGAGGGCAAUGUAGACAGUGGCCUAUCCUCAAUGGAUGUAGAGAAGGAAACAGAUCAGAAUAAAGAAAAUAUGAAGCAAAAGUUAAAGCUGGUAAGACAGAAUGCGUUUGAAGAUGGAAGUCCAGUUUUAACAAGAAGCAGACGUAAGAGUGAGACGUGA
Molecule: messenger RNA, 1779 nt
Organism: Parnassius apollo (apollo)
Lineage: Eukaryota; Metazoa; Arthropoda; Insecta; Lepidoptera; Papilionidae
Source: the annotation of a GenBank genome assembly